Messenger RNA from Polyodon spathula (Mississippi paddlefish), 4633 nucleotides. RefSeq names its product lysyl oxidase homolog 1-like. The coding region runs from base 298 to 1941 and encodes 547 amino acids. Gene Ontology annotation, biological process: peptidyl-lysine oxidation. Gene Ontology annotation, molecular function: copper ion binding; protein-lysine 6-oxidase activity. The record is from RefSeq and is a predicted model, not a curated record. The transcript is spliced from 7 exons. NCBI's taxonomy places the organism in Eukaryota, Metazoa, Chordata, Actinopteri, Acipenseriformes, Polyodontidae.
UUGAGAGCAGGCAUUCCUACAAGAGGGUUUCAGAGCGAUGUGAGAACAAGAACAAGGAGGCGCAGCUUCAGCGAAGCAGGACAGAAAGAGACUUCAUUUUACUGUAACUGGAAGUUCAUUUACUGCUUUCUGAAACUUCUGUUCAAACAUGUACUGGAGGAAAACUUUGGAUCCAGGAUCAAGCUGCACACAAGAGUUGGAUGAUUAAAAGCAGAUUGAAGUUGAGAUUUGGCUUCAUUUGCUGCUGCUUCUUUUUGUUAUUUUAGUUUUGAUCAAUAUUGUUUUUUAGCAUUGAAUAUGACCAUGGAUGACCUAAUGUGGGCUGUCAGGACUCUGCUUGGACUGAGCUGUAUCCUAGCUGCUCAGGGACAGGGAGAACCCCCAGACAGCAACCCCUGGAGGCAGAUGAUCCAGUGGGAAAACAACGGCCGGGUUUAUAGCCUGCUGAAUAGUGGGUCAGAGUACCUCCCAGCAGGCCAGGACCACAGCCACAGGAACCCCCAGGUUUUGGUCGGAGAUGCAGCCGAUAGUUCACGGAGGACCCAAGGAAACACACGUAGGCAGGCCCCAUCAACACAUUCCCGAGGGACAUCUGAGACCAUCAGGGGACAGACAAGACAUCCUUUCGGAUUCGGACAAGUGCCAGAAAACUGGAGGCAGGGGGGAGAUGCCAGCAGUCGAUUCCGACCUUCUUCCACCAGCAGGUUAAGGCAAACUGGGUCUUCGUCUUCUUCUUCCUCUUCUUCAUUUUCCCAACCAUCUUUCAAUGUGCCUGCUUACCCACAGUACCCCUUCCCCCAGCAGCCUUCCUAUCCUGUUCCUUAUGACCCCCACCUUGUGGAAUUACCAUCGCAGGGUCGGAGCUAUGAAGACCAGUAUUCCAGAGGAACUGGGUAUGCUGGGGGUGGUAGUUUUGCUGGGACAGGACAACAGUUGCAGCCUAGACCCCAUUACGAAGAAUAUGGUGAGGAAACCUACAGACAUCAACCUCAAGGAUACAAUCCAUCACAAGGGAGGCCCUAUGUGCCCAAUGCCGCCCCUCAGCAGCCACCACAACCUCCAUUCUCAGGCGGCCUUGACCGCCGCUACACUCACAGUCUCUACCAUGAAGGGGCUGCAGCCCCAGACCCAUUAUCUCAGGGCACCUGGAACUCUGCUGCAAAUCCAGACAGGGUCAUUCCCCCUGUCCGGAGCCCACAGUAUGAACAGUACCCCCCCUUCCAGAGAGUGGAUCCCCUGCCAGCCGCAGGGACAGAGGAACAGCCUGCCCAGCUACCCAGAGUCAGUGUGGGGAGUGUCUACAGGCCAGUCCAGAGAGGAUUGCCAGACCUGGUCCCUGACCCAAACUAUGUUCAGGCCUCCACCUACAUCCAGAGGGCCCACCUCUACUCCCUGCGCUGUGCUGCUGAGGAAAAGUGUCUCGCCAGCUCUGCUUAUGGUGCUGACACCACCGACUACGAUGUCAGAGUGCUUCUGAGAUUCCCUCAAAGGGUUAAGAACCAGGGCACAGCGGACUUCAUGCCCAACAGACCACGUCACACCUGGGAGUGGCACAGCUGUCACCAACACUACCACAGCAUGGAUGAGUUCAGUCAUUAUGACCUGCUAAAUGCAGCGACAGGGAGGAAGGUUGCUGAAGGACACAAAGCCAGCUUCUGCCUGGAGGACACAACGUGUGAUUUCGGUCACCUGAAGCGCUAUGCGUGCACAUCGCACACACAGGGUCUAAGUCCUGGUUGCUAUGAUACUUAUAAUGCAGAUAUCGAUUGUCAGUGGAUUGACAUCACAGAUGUACUUCCAGGAAACUACAUCCUCAAGUUACAAGUUAACCCCAAAUACACGGUGCUGGAGUCCGAUUUCACGAACAAUGUGGUGAGGUGCAAUAUCCAUUACACUGGACGUGUAGUUACAACUACAAAUUGCAAAAUUACCCAGUCCUGACAUAUUUCCUAAGCUCUUGAAAGGCUGGUUUCCAUGGAAAUGCAGUUCAUGAAUGGACCCCAUGAGUCUGUUUACAAACCUAGAACAACCCGGGGCCCAGGACAUCACUGACAUCAACCAGCACUCAAACACUGUACCUACAAAGAACACAAUAUGACAGAUUUCUGUUUUUUACAUCUCUUGUAUUACUAUUAUUUUGUUAGAAGUUCAUUGGGGUUACUCAAUACAUUUAUUAAUGAAAACCCCUUGUUAAUAUCUCUAAAAGCCUCCAGAACAAUCAUUAUGUCUUGUGGAUUACAUCCAGAAGAUCAUUCUUGAAUGAAGAGGCAAAGACACUGAUUUGUCCUUUAAAGGUGUUUUGCUUAAUAUAAAUAGUGAUCUUCCACAGAAGUUAUACUGCUAAAUAUUGGUAUUAAUGUGUGUCAUAAAAUGUGCUUCUUAUCUGCAUGUGUCCAGUCUGAAUCCCCCAUCCAGUAGUCGUAGUUUGACCCACCAAGGAGCAGUUUAGCAAGGGACUGGAUGAUCCAGAACUACCUAUUACUCAUCUGGAUGGUCUUACAGUAUUCCAUUUAAUUCUUCAAGUUUUCAUUGCUUUGUUUUUUAGCGGCGGUAAGUUAAUACCAUACCAUUAGGGCUACUCAGAUAUAAACCUAAAAAAGUCACUGUUAAUCAAGUUAAUUAAUUAUCAAAACAUUAUUAUAGUUUAAAGGAAAUAUAAAGAGUUAAUAAUAAAGUAAGCACCCGGUCAUAAUGAAACUGGAAGGGUGUUUGUCUAAUAUUUGCCAAAUGAUUUUGAUCGAAGAUCUUUUAAUAGCUGUUGGGUGCUUUAGAGAAUGCUCUUUUAUAGCAAUAUGUGAUUGUUCUGUUCACACACUAGAAAAUCAAUCCAGCAAGUUGCUACAGUAUAAGAGUAACAACAGAUAAGCAAACAAACAAACAAACACACACAAAAAGAGCAAGAAAACAUUUUUUUUAAAUAAUACCAUGUUUUGCACUGGGACUGUGCUUGUGUUACAUCAGUAAACAUUUCCCUUUCCUUUUCUUUCUCUCCACUGUGAGAGGCAGAUGUUUAGUUUGGCAGGAUGUUACUGCUCCUUCACAUUUCUCAUUGUCUAAAUACGUUUAUCCUUCCUUAAGCCCCCAUUCCACCAAAUAAUUUUUGACAGACUCCAAAGGCAGAACAUUUCUAAUGCAAUACCUUGAGAUGGUAUUGGCAGCUCUACACUGGGCUGGAUUGUAAUCACUGAGCACUAUAGACAGACAGGAACAGCUAUUUUUAAUGUGUGUAUUAUAUCCUCUGUAUGUGUAUACAAUCAUUACAUUUUUUAAUCAAAGAUUCAUAUUAGGGAAUAAUUUAUGGCUGUAAACUAAAUACAGAUGGUUUUAUUAUGCAAUUGCUUGUUUCCACGUCUCUCAGGCUGUUUAUAAUGAAAUCCCUGUUUGCAAGCCUGAAGGAUAAAGUUAUAAAGGUAUGAGCAAAUAUACAUACACUCCCAUCCCUAACACUGAUUUGGAGCCAGCUCAACCUGGGAGCGAUGCCAAGCAUUUUAUUCAUGUUUCCAAUUACACAUUAAUUAGAGGAUAAAGAGUCAUUAAAAGCAUCUAUGUGAAUGAGAAUCAUAUUUAUUUUGCAGGUACAGCCUUUGUGAUACACAGGACUUACUAAUUCAGGAUUCCUCAUAAUUCUGUGUCUGUUUGUUUAAUUUGUCUAAAGAAUUCCUCUUUUUAGGAACACACGAUUCUUGCAGCUGGAUACAGUGUGCAACCACAUAUGCUAACCAGAUACUAAUUUGUUUGGUCUAUGGGGAAGCGAGUGGCUAAUGUUUGAUAAAGUAAAGCUCACAUCAGCCGUGCUUUUUGGUCAAAGCAUGUUGUUGGCUGAAAGCAGGUCAGUCACCAGGGAAAGCAACUGGUUGGAUAAUGGCAGGAAAGAAGCCGUUGAAGGCUGGAGACAAUUUCACAACAUGGUCUGCAAAGAGAGAUGCCUUAAUUCAGAUCUAUAUAACUAAUGAAAAUUCAUAAAAAUUAUGAUUUAUGGAAUUAUGUUGUGAGCUAAAUCACUUUCAGUUUGGUCUGUCAGUGGUUUGGGGCCUUAUCCAUAACUAUCAACAACUUUAAAUUAGUGCAGCUUGUUCUGUAUCAUUAUCUUGCUGUACAGUUACUUUUUUUAAAAAGGGUCCUUGUCGGGGAUGGUUUGUCCCUUUUGCUUAGCAAUUAAAUCUUGGGCUUCUUUUUUGGGUGCUACUGAGUCAAGGGGUGUUACUUGCAUCUUUACAGUACUGUUUUGCCUUUUCUUACAUGGAAAAGUGUUUGAAAUUGAGCUACUGACAUUGGAAGCAACUCCUCACAGACUUACUGAGAAAAGGAGAACACAAGUGUGGAGGGGGUCUAUGGCAUUAAUAAUGUAUUAUCGUGAGCCCUGAACUCAGGGAGUUAUUAUGUUGUAUUGUAGCUGGAACCCUACUGUAAGGUUUCUGUGUUAGGUAAUGUGGGAUUUUACUGUAGGGGAUAGCUAUGGUGGCUGAGAAGUGCAAAGAGGUAGCGAAUCUACACAGAGAAGUAGAUACAAGUCCCCUGGUUGCACUUCUCGGACUUCAUAAAUAGCCACCGUAGAUAGCAGACAUUGAAAAAUACUUUUUUGAACUUUGUAUAAGCUCCAUAUAAAUAAAAUAAGUGCAUAAAUACAUUUAAG